GCAAUUAAAAUAUUUCAAAACGGCGCAUUUUUUCUUAGUACGUGGAAUUUCAGCUGCAUGAGAAGUUAAAGUAUUUUUUAAUAUAAUAAAUUUUAAAUUGCUUUCCUUCGUAAAAGUAAUCAAAAAAUGAAUAGAAUUGCAUUUCAAUUAGCACUCUUGUCUUCACUAUUGUUUCCAUCUGGGUUUGUAUUAUGGAAAAUAUUACAGCCCAACCAGAAAAAUGAUACCACUUCAACAGCAACUAAGGUACCUAAGGAACCAUCUCUGGACAACUUUGGGAUUUAUCAAUAUGAUGGCGAUGUUUUUAUUGCACUUAAAGGUCAUUUUCAUGGAGAACCAUAUGUAACGUAUCCAGUUUUCCUUGUCAAAACCAGUAAUAAUAAAGAAAUAAAUAUUGGAAAUAUAUCAGAAAAUAAUUUGGCAUUUGAGUAUUAUAUUAAUGAAACGGUUGAACCCACAUACUAUUUCAAAAUUAAGGCUUGUAACGAAGCAGGAUGUUCUGAUCCUUUAAAAACCAAAGAAUUUGUAAUUAAUUAUGAAGAAGAACUGCCUGCAUCACUAAAGGGUGAUAUUAGACAGAAAAGUGCUACGAAUGAUACGUGCAUUAUAGAAUGGAAUUCACCAGAAACUUUUGGAAGUCUCAUUAAAUAUGAUAUGACUAUGUAUAAUAAAAGCAAUAAUGUUUUAUGGAAUGGAUCAUUACUUGUUCCACACGAAGUUGUAAGUAGUCAUAAAUUUCAGCAUCUUCAACCUCAAAACACUUAUGAUAUUCAACUUUAUCGACAAAAUAACCGAGGUUUAUCUACACAUCCAAUCAAAGGAUCAUGCACGACAACACCAUAGGUUUAUAAACCGAAAAUAAAGUGAACGUGAAAAUAGCAAAAAAGAAACACGUAUUACUUAAUUUUUAUAUGAAAGUUUUCAUAAAACAAAAUGCAUUUUAAAAUUUUGAGAAAAUUUCUAUCACCAAGCUUAAAAAGCAGAUGGAUCUAUUUUAUAAAAUAAUGUUGUUAAAACAUUAAAAUUGAAUGCAAUAAAAGUAAUAUAAACAGUA
Molecule: messenger RNA, 1054 nt
Organism: Leptopilina heterotoma
Lineage: Eukaryota; Metazoa; Arthropoda; Insecta; Hymenoptera; Figitidae
Exons: 6
Coding region: 127-843 (238 amino acids)
Molecular function (GO): protein binding
Source: RefSeq, a predicted model, not a curated record